CCACAAUGUCCGGACGAAAGAUUCGUUGCGACACGACGUGCACGGAGAUUCAACCUCGCCGUUGCUGCUGUGGCAGGAGGUCGGGGUCGGCGGACCUCAGCCUCCGCCUGCUGGUGCUCCGGCCUGGAGAGGUAGUGGACUCGGUACUUCUACUCUCGGGGAGUCUUGUGCAAGCAGCGCGGCACCGCCGAUCACGGGUGGUGGUGUGUGCGACUACGCAGCGUUGGUCGAGCGUCAAAUGAAGCCAGACACGUUCUUAUAUCCUGGCCGGAGUGGUGGAUCCUCUGGCUCUGCUCUGUCGGGAUUUGUCACGCCACGGGGACGGGGCACUACUUCCGAC
Molecule: messenger RNA, 340 nt
Organism: Amoebophrya sp. A120
Lineage: Eukaryota; Dinophyceae; Syndiniales; Amoebophryaceae
Source: the annotation of a GenBank genome assembly